This is a messenger RNA of Hordeum vulgare subsp. vulgare (domesticated barley), 923 nucleotides long. RefSeq lists its product as uncharacterized. The record is from RefSeq and is a predicted model, not a curated record. Bases 193 to 657 code for a protein of 154 amino acids. Lineage: Eukaryota; Viridiplantae; Streptophyta; Magnoliopsida; Poales; Poaceae. The transcript has 3 exons.
ACAAUAGACCCUAGGAUCUUUCCCGUCAUCCCAUUCCGCGUUGCGUUGCCAGCCUUUUCUUCCUUGGGAUAUGAUCCAAUCCACCUCGACUUCAUCCCCAACCCAACCAGCGAGCAUCCUCGCAAUUCCACCGAAUCCACCCAUUCCCCUGUCCCCUGGACGCGUCCAACCACCGCAGGGACGUGCGUCCGCAUGCCCGAAUCCAGCCAUAGCGAGUGCUCGAUCCAGUUUAGAUCGAGGUUGCUACAUCCUCUCGCGUCCGAGCAUUGGAACACGGGCAGCUCGUCCUCUCCUGCAGCUCAGCACCACCGGCGACCAACCCAGGUGCAGGUAGCCACUUUGAAGUCUGUGGGCGCUCCCGAGCUCGCCAGCCGCGCCGGAUGCCGAGCCGCCGUUGUGUCCGCACCUCGCCACCCGACCGAUCACCGGAGAGCCGUCGCGCAGCGGACCCCCUGGCCUCACCAUGUUCUGCACCGCCGGCCCCGAGCACCAUGGCGGCUCCGAGCCGCAACUCCUCCGUCAGUUCGCCCCUGCAGGCCGGCCCCAGCCUCGUCCCACGUGCCACCGCUCGCCGGAGCAAACCAUCGGCUGCAGCAGCGCCAUUGCAGCCCGGAGCUUGUGGUUGUUCUCCCUCAUAUCUUCAGACCUCGCCGUUGACCAGCCCAAGCACUAGAUGCGCGCCACGCCGCCGCCCCUCCCUCGGAUCCGAGGGAACCUCACCAAUGAACGUGCCCAGCCACAGUAAUGGAGGCACUUGUCUCCAUUCUUUUGUUCUUGUUGAUUCAGUCUCGCGUUUGCAUGUUGUUUCAUCUUCGAAAGUUCUCAUUUGCAUCACAAGUUGUAGCACAGCGUAGUGGGUUGCACUCCUUGUUGCUACCCGGGCGACCACGGGUCGAAUCAACGCGACUGCGUUUUAUUUUCCA